AUGGCACAGACGGUGGUUACUGAAAAAGGCCGUGAUGCCAUUGGUCACUUAGAAGAUCCGAACGGCAACUUCGAUCGCUCAUGGAGAGAGGAGCACUGGGGCGACAAGGAAUUGAGCGUUGCGGCCCGCGAUGUCACUAGAGAUGAGAAAGAUAUGACAAUCAGAGAAGCUCUCGGGGUCUACAAGAAAGCCGUUAUGUGGUGCUUGGUUAUCUCGACUUGUGUGAUUAUGGAGGGGUUCGACACGAAUCUUCUGGGAAAUUUCUACGCAUACCCAUCGUUCCAGCGGAAGUAUGGCCAUUAUGUCGGCAUCUCGAAGCAAACCCCAACAGGUUACUCCCUUACCGCUGCCUGGCAAACUGGUCUCGGUCAAGGUUCGGGUUGCGGUUCAAUUUUAGGCACGAUCAUCAACGGCUGGUUGGUACAAGCAUAUGGACCUCGCAAGGUUCUGCUAUGCACGCUUUGUGUCAUGACUUGCUUCCUGUUUAUCGUCUUCUUUGCACCCAGCAAGGAAGUUCUCUUGGUCGGCGAGAUCCUGCUGGGUUUCGAAUGGGGGAUCUUCGCCACCACAGCUCCAGCAUACGCCUCGGAAGUCCUCCCCUUGCAGCUCCGUGUGUAUUUCACCUCGUACACCAACAUGUGCUUUAUCCUAGGUCAAUUCAUCUCGGCGGGCCUGCUACGUGGGCUUGUCCAUCGAGUCGACCAGUGGGGCUACCGAAUUCCCUUCGCUGUGCAAUGGGUCUGGCCCGCGUUCCUCAUCCCGCUGAUCUUCUUCGCCCCUGAGUCGCCCUAUCAUCUUGUCCGGCACAACAAGCUCGAGGAAGCAGAGAGGUCGAUCCGAAGGUUGCAGGCUCCCGGACCGGGACUGGAUCCCAAGAGAACGCUAGCCCAGAUCGUCUAUACCAACAACUUGGAGGAGCAACUCAGCGUGGGAACGACAUACUGGGAUUGCUUCAAGGGGUUCGAGAGACGCCGGACCGAGAUUGCAUGUGUGGUGUUUGGCGGGCAGCUCGUGUGCGGUCUUUGCUUUGCGUACGCUUCGACAUACUUCUUCCAGCAAGUCGGCUUGAGCACAGACGCGGCUUAUUCCUUGGGUUGGGGUGCAAACGGGUUGGCAUUCCUGGCUUGCUUGGCGAACUGGUUCCUUCUCAUGCCAUACUUUGGCCGCCGCACGGUCUAUCUUUGGGGCAUGUUCUUCAUGGCCACAGAGCUGUGCAUCAUUGGAAUCCUCAACCCAUGGACCGACCAUCCAUCUGUUGCGUGGACUCAGGCCGUCCUCACACUUGUCUGGACAGCUACAUUCCAGCUCAGUGCUGGCCAGCUCGGCUGGGCCUUGCCGGCUGAGAUAGGAUCCACUCGCCUGCGACAAAAAACUGUCUGCCUCGCUCGGAAUGUCUCCAACAUCAGCGGCACGGUUGGCGGAACUCUGGAGAACUAUUUUAUGAACCCAGAAGCAUGGAAUCUACAGGGAUAUACGGGAUUCGUCUGGGGCGGCUGCGCCUGGCUGGUUUUCAUCUGGGCGUACUUCCGAUUGCCUGAGACCAAGGACCGCACCUUCCACGAACUGGACAUCCUCUUCGCGAAGAACGUCCCCGCCAGGCAAUUCAAGACGACUCAGAUCGAUGAAUUCGACGAGCAUGAGCAGAACCAACUCGCGGUCCGGUACUCGGUGAGCGGGCAAGCACCCCAACGUCCGUCGUUCAUUCCGUCGGUGACCAAUGUGUUGGCGGACCAUGGACAUGCCGAAGACACCCUUGCCCAACGACGCGGAAGCAUCGUCAGUGCACAGAGUGGCUCUCGCAGACCGAGUAUCGCGCCUGCCGUUACCGAGUACUUGAAGACGCAUUGA
Cladophialophora yegresii CBS 114405 is the source of this 1848-nucleotide messenger RNA. RefSeq lists its product as uncharacterized. The transcript is spliced from 9 exons. The record is from RefSeq and is a predicted model, not a curated record. Gene Ontology annotation, molecular function: carbohydrate:proton symporter activity. Gene Ontology annotation, biological process: transmembrane transport; carbohydrate transport. NCBI's taxonomy places the organism in Eukaryota, Fungi, Ascomycota, Eurotiomycetes, Chaetothyriales, Herpotrichiellaceae. Gene Ontology annotation, cellular component: membrane. The coding region runs from base 1 to 1848 and encodes 615 amino acids.